AGCCGGCCUGCCGGCUCUUGAGGAGGCAGUGGGACUCGAUUUCCUGACCGUAGCGUGUGUGGCUGAUGCAAGUCAUUUCAUUCAAUCCUCUUUAGAGUCCCUGUGCGUGAAGAAUUACCAUCCUCGAUUCCCCGAGGUUGGAACUCGGGUUGUUGAAAUGCUAGAGCAGAUCAGCUCCCUCGAAAGGUCGUGAUGAAAGAACAGACCCAGUAAGUCGUCGCCGGAGCACCGUUUGGGGGUGCAGGUGAUGGCUGAGGCUGAACCAACACCUGCGGCUAUCCUGUCGAAUACUGGGGCUACCAGGAACGGUUAACCUAAUGGUUGCCAAUAGUCAACAUGGCCUCCAGACCGUGAGUUCCCAUUGGUGGCUGCUCUGAGGCCCCGCCCCCCCCCGAGCGUCGGCCCGGCGUCGCAGAGCCGAUAUCGCACCUUCCGGCCGAGCUGCGCCUGCGCAAGUCAUUGGCGCCAAGAUGGCGAUGGAGAUGAGGCUUCCAGUUGCUCGCAAGACUCUUAGCGAGACCUUGGGCCGCGACUCCAAGAAACACCUGGUGGUGCCGGGGGACACGAUCACUACGGACACGGGCUUCAUGCGAGGUCAUGGAACGUAUAUGGGGGAAGAGAAGCUCAUUGCCUCUGUGGCUGGCUCUGUGGAGAGAGUAAACAAGUUGAUCUGUGUGAAAGCUUUGAAAACCAGAUAUAAUGGUGAAGUAGGAGACAUUGUAGUGGGGAGAAUCACAGAGGUUCAACAGAAGAGGUGGAAGGUGGAGACCAACUCCAGGCUGGAUUCAGUCUUGCUUCUCUCAUCCAUGAACCUUCCUGGAGGAGAGCUGAGGAGAAGAUCUGCAGAAGAUGAGCUUGCAAUGAGAGGUUUCUUGCAGGAAGGGGAUCUUAUCAGUGCUGAGGUUCAGGCAGUGUUCUCUGAUGGAGCUGUCUCUCUGCACACGAGGAGCCUGAAAUAUGGAAAACUAGGUCAGGGUGUUCUGGUCCAAGUCUCUCCCUCCCUGGUGAAACGGCAAAAGACUCACUUCCAUGACCUGCCAUGUGGUGCCUCUGUCAUUCUGGGUAACAAUGGCUUCAUCUGGAUCUACCCAACGCCUGAGCACAAAGAAGAGGAUGCAGGAGGCUUCACUGCAAACCUGGAGCCUGUCUCCCUUGCUGAUCGGGAGGUGAUAUCCCGGCUUCGGAACUGCAUCGUCUCGCUAGUAACUCAGAGGAUGAUGCUGUAUGAUACCAGCAUCCUGUACUGCUACGAAGCAUCCCUUCCACAUCAGAUCAAAGACAUCUUAAAGCCAGAAAUAAUAGAGGAAAUCGUGAUGGAAACACGCCAGAGGCUUUUAGAACAGGAGGGAUAAGGAGUAGCUCCUGACAUAUGUUGCUGGACUGGUUCUUGAAACUGAAGAAUCUGAUGUGUGGACCCUACGUGUGACUCAGUGAAGACCUGAAAAAUUCAUUAUUUGAUCUGUGUUGACAGCCAUGUAGCCACGGCCUCCAGCCUACAGACCUGCUUUCUCCUGUUCUAAGACAAAGCCUGGGUGGAAGGUGAACAGUGCCUCUGGCCCUUCAGGUUGAUGGCUGAAUCCCAGCACUAGGGGCUGGUUUCAAGUCUUUCAAAGUGCAGUGUCCCAACCGCCAGCCAAAUGGGCUCAUCCUGGAGUAAUAUGGAGAAUCCUUUGUCUUACAUGCCCCGUCAUUCACAAGGCACAGUGCCCUGUCCAGUUGCCCCAGUGGGAAGCAUGGUAUCCCUGACCCCCAAAUAGUCUGCUUUUGGCUGCAUUCCACCCCCUUUAAAGCUCAAGUGUGACACUGAAGAAUACAGUUGGUAAGGUUAGCCCCGCAACCAAAUGGAAGAGUAAAGUUAACCAAGCAGCCUUUUGCUGGGUUGGAAUCUUAUUCCCAUUGUGUGUCCCUUCUAGUGACAGAUGCGUGUCCACACCAGGAUGCCUUGAUCUGUCCUGCUUGUUUGGGCGACUUGUAAGAAGCUGAAUUAUUAUCAAUAUAGAAUGAAUGUUCUGCA
Cynocephalus volans (Philippine flying lemur) is the source of this 2014-nucleotide messenger RNA. It is a transcript of the gene EXOSC2, whose product is annotated as exosome component 2. The transcript is spliced from 11 exons. Gene Ontology annotation, cellular component: nuclear exosome (RNase complex); cytoplasmic exosome (RNase complex). Bases 471 to 1352 code for a protein of 293 amino acids. Gene Ontology annotation, molecular function: RNA binding. Lineage: Eukaryota; Metazoa; Chordata; Mammalia; Dermoptera; Cynocephalidae. The record is from RefSeq and is a predicted model, not a curated record. Gene Ontology annotation, biological process: exonucleolytic trimming to generate mature 3'-end of 5.8S rRNA from tricistronic rRNA transcript (SSU-rRNA, 5.8S rRNA, LSU-rRNA); CUT catabolic process; poly(A)-dependent snoRNA 3'-end processing.